UAUCUGAUUUAUCAGCUACAGACAGAAUAUAGCAUGUUUUGCUGGCUUGCUGGAUUUGUUGUCUUAUCUAUCGUAUCUAAGGGAAAUGCCCGGAUGUGCCAGCUCUGUGGUUACAACAAGACUGUUGCGUCUGCCCCAAACGGUGCCACAAAUUCUGCUCAUCAUGGCGUGCAUCAGGGAAUGAACAACACGGAUUGUCUCUAUGGCAACCACACUGAGAGGAUAGACUGUGGCCAUGGUUACUGUGACGUCAUGGAUGUGUCUGUGACGAGAACACUGACGGGUAAUACCAAAGUGGAAACUGUCCUGGUGUUUCGAACCUGUCGUCCGAAUGUCACAGUUACUGGAUGUGAGAACAUGAGGGAAGACUCCCUGGUGGAAGGUUUCGCCGCUAACAAGAUCGCACUUUUGGAACUUGUAGCUGCGGGAAACACCGAUGCCAUGGCAACCGGCACUGUUGUCAAGGGGACGAGAUGCGCGUGUAACAGCGGAGACAACUGUAAUGCAGCGCCUUCUGUGUUUAUUCCUCAGGCGUCGCAGAGUGGGCUGAUCCACAACAAAGCGGGGAGUCUUCUCCAGAAUUCUCUUGUGAUGUUCAUUGGACUUACUCUUUUCGCCUUCAACAAUUAAUCAUGUUAAGUCCACACAGGUGUAGGCCGAGGUCAACAUAUUUUACCUAAAAAAAAUACAAAUUUCAAAAUUCAUGCAUGGAAAAUAAUUUGUAGUCUAUCAAGCCAUACAUCCCAGCCACGCAUAUGCAAAGUAUGAUAAAGUGUAGGGUAAUAAUAAACAGAUAGCCAGUGCACCUUUAAUCAUGAUCUUAAUCAUACCUUAACAUAAUAUGCAUUAAAGUAUUCAAAACGAUCAAAAUGCCUACGGACAGCUGCAAUACUUUGAUGUGAUAAAUGUAUUACACGUGUUACCAUUAACUAGAAGUUAGACAAAAAAGAAACAACAGACGGCAGCGAUAGGCAUGUUCUUAUAUAAGGAAUGUUAUUCCAGUUUAAGUGCUUUUCACUAUUCAAAUCGGUGGCAAAGGUAUUCGAUACAUAGGU
This is a messenger RNA of Lingula anatina, 1055 nucleotides long. RefSeq lists its product as uncharacterized. The record is from RefSeq and is a predicted model, not a curated record. NCBI's taxonomy places the organism in Eukaryota, Metazoa, Brachiopoda, Lingulata, Lingulida, Lingulidae.